Durio zibethinus is the source of this 321-nucleotide messenger RNA. The record is from RefSeq and is a predicted model, not a curated record. NCBI's taxonomy places the organism in Eukaryota, Viridiplantae, Streptophyta, Magnoliopsida, Malvales, Malvaceae.
AUGGCUAAUGGCAUGGUUUUAAAGUUACUUUCUGCAUUUUCUUUAGCUUAUUCUGCUAACCCGAAAUUUAAAUUUUUAGGGCCUCAAUUGCUUACUAGAUUUGCCAUUUCGUUGGCCUCAGUUGUGCAAGCUAGAAAUAAUGCUCAAAUCAUGAUCACUAGCUCCUUAGAUGUGUUCAGUAACCAGCUGUUUAUAACUACUAUGCAUAAAAUUGAGAGACCAUUUAAAUUUGAAAAUCAGAUGGAAGUGGGGAAAAAGUGGAAGGAAGUGACGAAAUAUGAUGAAGUUCUACAUAUCAAUAACAAGGAUAAAGAGGGUUAA